Molecule: messenger RNA, 1088 nt
Organism: Octodon degus (degu)
Lineage: Eukaryota; Metazoa; Chordata; Mammalia; Rodentia; Octodontidae
Gene: Il12a
Product: interleukin 12A
Exons: 7
Coding region: 57-716 (219 amino acids)
Biological process (GO): immune response
Cellular component (GO): extracellular region
Molecular function (GO): growth factor activity; interleukin-12 receptor binding
Source: RefSeq, a predicted model, not a curated record
AACAGCCGCCUGAACCUGGUGCUCACCCGCUGCCUCGGUGUGUAGUAUCGCUCAGCAUGGGCCCUGCGCGCAACUUCCUCCUAUUGGCCAGCCUUGCUCUUCUGGUGCGCCUCAGUUUGGCCAGGAGCCUCCCCAGGUCCACAGCAGUCGCAGAGACGUUCCAGUGCCUUAACCACUCCCAGAACCUGCUGAGGGCUGUGAACAGCACGCUUCAUAAGGCCAGAGAGACCCUUAAAUUUUACUCCUGCACCCCUGAAGAGAUUGAUCAUGAAGAUAUCACAAUAGACAAAACCAGCACGUUGAAGGCCUGUGUCCCCCUGGAACUAGUCAAGAAUGAGAGCUGCCUGGCUUCUGGGAAUACUUCUUUCAAAACUAAUGGGAGUUGCCUAACUUCUGGAAAGACCUCUUUUAUGAUGGCCCUGUGCCUUAAUAGCAUCUAUGAGGACUUGAAACUGUACCAACUGGAGUUCAAGGCAUUGAAUGCAAAACUUUUGAUGGAUCCUCAGAGCCAGAUCUUUCUAGAUCAAACCAUGUUCUCAGCUAUCGAUGAGCUGAUUCAGGCCCUGAAUGCCAACAGUGAGACUGUGCCACAAGAAACUUCCCUUGAAGAACCAGAUUUUUAUAAAACUAAAGUCAAGCUCUGCAUACUCCUUCAUGCUUUCAAAAUUCGUGCGGUGACCAUCGACAGGAUGAUGAGCUACCUGAGUUCUUCCUAAAAGGCUGAGGUCCCUCCCAACCUCAGUGUCCCUUUUAUAAAAUUUGACCCAAGGAAAUGUUAAUAAGCUGGGGGUUAGGAACUGGGGAGGGAGAGAGAGAGCCCCGGUCAUACUGAAGCUCCUGAGAGAAGACUCUUGCUUCUAUUGUAUCAGUGUACCCCAUCUGAUGGGGCUGUGGCCACACAAGUGACUCUCACAUUUACAUUUAAUAUUUAUUAUUUUUAAGAAUUUUUUAAGUUCUUAUGAACAAAUUGCCACUGAGAAAAAAUGUCCUUCCUGAAUUUCUUUCUUUCUCUUUACUAGAAGAACAAGAACUGAUAAGCUAUUUCUAUACCAGUGUUUGUAGAAACACUCAAGCAUAAUUUAUUUGAA